Meira miltonrushii is the source of this 1147-nucleotide messenger RNA. RefSeq lists its product as uncharacterized. Bases 100 to 873 code for a protein of 257 amino acids. Gene Ontology annotation, cellular component: cell cortex of cell tip; plasma membrane. Lineage: Eukaryota; Fungi; Basidiomycota; Exobasidiomycetes; Exobasidiales; Brachybasidiaceae. The record is from RefSeq and is a predicted model, not a curated record. Gene Ontology annotation, biological process: fungal-type cell wall organization. The transcript has a single exon.
UCCACCUUCUUCCCCUAACCCGGUACCUGCCAUUUGGCAUCCAUCGCGAAUUCGUUCAUCAUUUCUUCACAUUGCUUCUUUAGAGUGUGUUAGCCAAUCAUGGUAGCAUUCUUCUGUGUCGGUUUAGGUGAAUUCCUCACCUUUGCGGCCAUGGUGUUGGGUAUUCUGGUCAAUAUGGGACAAAUUUCACAAAAUAUCGUAGCACGUAACAUUUACAUUACUUCUUUGGAUACAACCGGUUUCGAGACUGCCUUGCGAACAAAUGCAAACAAUCAAAACGUAAACGUAGAUGAUAUCUUUGCAGCCAAUCAAGCAGCUCCUGAAUUGGCUGGAAAUGGUGUAAAGAAUGAAUACAAAUGGGGUUUGUACAGCUUUUGUGCCGGUGCCGAAAAUUUCAAAACAAUCGCUUGCAGUAGCAGAAAUUUCGGAUACAAAUAUCAACCUUUGAACGUUUUGCAAGCCGAUAUCAGCUCACAAUACCGUUCAUUCGUCUCUGAAACCGUUUCUGCAUCCACAUUCCAAGAUUCAAGCUACCUAGCAAGAUUCUCAAAUGCUGCAAAUUAUAUCAUCUUUGUUGCAACUGUGGUGAUCGGAGUAUCCUUCUUGAUCGCUUUCUUGGCACACAGAUUUGCCUUUUUGAUGGGUGCCCUUUUGGCAUUGGCAGGUGCAGCUUUGUUCUUUGUCGGUGCAGCAAUUUGGACCGCUAUUAUCUACAAAGUUCGUCACAGUCUUGCCGAUCAACAAAACACAUCCGGCUUGGAUGCUAAUUACGGAAAUGCAUUGUGGAUGACAUGGGCUGCUGGAGGCGCUUCAGUUUUGGCAGUGAUUCCAUUGUUGAUCUCUUGCAUCAGCGGUCGUCGUUCCAAAUACUGAUCCAUUCACCAAUGAAGACUAAAAUUUCCCCUCCCUCUGCAAAUUUAUAUCCGUCAUCUGUCUCCACUUAAUUGAAGGAAGGCGAUGAUUCUCUGAUCUCUCUCUCUUUCAUAACGGAAUCGUUUCUCAUGACCUUUACGGGAAUAUUAUCUGUCCCAUUUUUUUCGAUCUUCUACUUAAUAAGAGACUAUAAUUUGUCGUCUUUUUUGAUCGUAUACGUUUUAUGUAUCUUUUUCUUCCUUUGAAUGUCACAAUUUCACAUAAAAGUCCACUU